CGUUCGACGAAAGGAAUUCGCAAUUGAAAACGUCGAAAUUUACAAAAAUUAUGAUCCUACGAUUCGAGCUAGGAUUACCUCUAAAAUAACCGAAGGGGUAGUUAUUCUAGGAUUCUACACUAUGAAUAAUGAGUAUCAUCAGUCGCCUCGACUACAUCCAAGAACUUGGGGUUGAUGCUAUCUGGUUGAACCCUAUUUACUCAUCGCCUUUAAUCGAUUCUGGAUACGACGUUUCAAAUUACACCGACGUAAAUCCAGUUUUUGGUAACUUGGAUAAAUUUGAUUUGUUGAUAAAGAAGGCGCACGAGCGUGAUAUAAAAGUCAUUUUGGACAUAGUACCGAACCAUUCUAGCGACAGGCAUUGGUGGUUCAAGUGGUCUGUUGAUAAAAUCGAACCAUAUACCAACUAUUAUGUCUGGGCGGACGGAUCUGUGGAAUGGGGGAAACGGAUACCACCUAAUAAUUGGGUGAGCACCUACAGCGAGGAGGAGGGUUCUGCUUGGACAUGGGAUAGAAUAAGGAAACAGUGGUAUUAUCAUAAAUUUCAUCAAUCCCAACCUGAUCUCAAUUUAAGAAGCAAAGAUGUGAUAAAAGAAUUAGAGAGUGUUUUUCGCUUCUGGUUGGAAAGACAUGUUGAUGGAUUUCGUAUUGAUGCUGUGUCAUAUUUGUUCGAAGAUGAGGAUUUAAGAAAUGAACCUGUUGCCGGGAAUGGAAAUUACACUAAAGGACUACCUGAGAGCAGGGAUUUUGUAUACAGAAUUCGAUCGUAUAUUGAUAAUUGGGUAGCAGAAUUCAAGAGUACUUCAAAAUUGCUGAUUGUAGAGUCUUUUGAUUCUGAUGAAACAUUAGUGAAAUAUUAUGGUAACCGUAAUAAUAAGGGGAUUCCCCCAUUUAAUUUUCAUUUUAUUACCUCUAUUCAAAAUACUAGCACAGCUGGGGAUAUCAGGUGUGUUAUACAAGACUGGCUUGAAAUGAUUCCCAAUAACGCAAGCACAAACUGGGUGCUCUCCAAUCAUGAUAAUCCUAGAGCAGCUUCGAGAAUUGGAUUAAAUCGUGCUGAUGGUCUCAAUAUGCUUAAUUUAUUAUUGCCUGGCCAGGCAUACACUUAUUACGGAGAAGAAAUAGCAAUGUUAGAUAGGAAAAUUUCAUGGGCUGACACGAUUGAUCCUAUGGGUAAAUCGCGAAGACCAAACACUUAUGAAAAAUACUCUAGAGACCCAGCAAGAACACCAAUGCAAUGGGACUCCAGUACAUCUGGAGGAUUCUCAACCACUAAGAAUACGUAUCUUCCUAUACAUCCUGAUUAUGCAACAAGAAAUGUGGAAUUGCAAAAGCACAUGAACCAGAGUAACUUGAACACUUAUAAAUUACUUUCUACUCUCAGAAAAGGAAAAGAGUUCACUCAUGGCAAUUAUGAGUUAACAACCAUAAAUAACGAUUCUGUAUUUAUUUUGAAAAGAUUCUUGGAGAAUUAUUCAACUUAUGUUGUUAUUGUUAAUUUGGGACUGCGGCAAGAGACAGUUAAUUUAACUUCAACAUAUCCAAACAUAGAGGAUUCCAUGGAGAUUGUUGUUGCCUCUAGCAAUGCUGUUGUAACUAUGAAAACUGUUUCUGCAGAAAGGUUGAUACUCAGUGCCAAUGCUGCAUAUGUUUUAAAAGUUACAGAAAUAAUGGAGCCAGAUCCAACAAUUCCAACAUCGACUACUAAAAAGCCAGGGCAUAAUUCUGCUGCUGAUUCAACGACAAUGUUACAAUUAAUAAUAACCAUAACUUUAGCUGUAACAUUCUUAUUUAAAUGUUAAAUAUUUUUAUACGCAUAAAUCCUCCUUAUAUAAGAAUCAAAUUAAUUGUAGUGGACAAAGUAUUUCUUCAUUAAA
Molecule: messenger RNA, 1877 nt
Organism: Nomia melanderi (Alkali bee)
Lineage: Eukaryota; Metazoa; Arthropoda; Insecta; Hymenoptera; Halictidae
Source: RefSeq, a predicted model, not a curated record